AUGAAAAUGGCACCAACAAUCGUUCUCAUCACCGGCGCAAACAGAGGAAUUGGCAAAGGCCUUCUCGAAUUGUACUUACUCAAACCGAACCAUCUAGUUAUUGCUGUGAACCGCAAUCCUGAAGGCCCUACAUCUAAGGCACUUGCUGAGUUGCCUACAGCCAAUGGCACGAGUUUGUUGGUGGUUAAGAAUGAUGCUACGGUUCCAACCGAUGCAGCAGCUGCAGUCAAGCUUCUCGCCUCGAAAGACAUCCAUCAUAUCGAUAUCGUCAUUGCCAAUGCUGGCGUAGCCUAUGUAUGGCCGAAGGUCUCGGAAUUGAAGACCGAGGACAUGCAGCGCCAUAUUGUGCCGAAUGUGUAUGGAAAUGUCUGGCUGUAUCAGGCAGUGCUUCCAUUGCUGAAGAAGAGCGAGAAGAAGAUGUGGGUUAGCAUAGGAUCUAGUGCAGGUUUGAAAUUCUCCCAUUGUUAUGAUGGUACACUGACUAAUGAGUCUUGUUUGUUUAGGAACAUGCUUCCUAUGCAAAAUGCAGCAUAUGGCCCAACCAAGCUUGUUCUUCAUUUCCUCACCAAGGCCAUGCAUAUAGAAGAGCCCGAACUUGCUGCAUUUCCAAUUGACCCAGGAUGGGUUCAGACUGACAUGGGCAACCGCGGCGCGCAUGCAUUCGACAUAAAUGAGGCCAAUAUUACCACUGAGGAUAGUGUUAACGGGAUGAUCAAAAUCAUCGAUGUAGCGACUAGGGAUACUCAUGGUGGCAAGUUGUGGGAAUACAAUGGAAGCCAGGUGCCAUGGUAG
Messenger RNA from Lachnellula hyalina, 792 nucleotides. RefSeq names its product Norsolorinic acid ketoreductase. Lineage: Eukaryota; Fungi; Ascomycota; Leotiomycetes; Helotiales; Lachnaceae. The transcript is spliced from 4 exons. The coding region runs from base 1 to 792 and encodes 263 amino acids. The record is from RefSeq and is a predicted model, not a curated record.